AUGUUUUCUCACUAUCAACCUGUAAUCCACGCGCCGCCGCCUCCACCACCUGCGCCACUAUCAUCUCCCCAAUUUCGCCUUUCAUUCCCGAAGCUCAACAGCCAACACUCCCCGCGAGCACCACUAACAGAAAAACAGCAAUCAGACCCAUCACCUUCUCAAACUCGAACCAUUUUCCCCUUUCUCCGCGGCGGAUUAAAUUCCGGCGACUAUGCUUUAGCACUCGAUUCAUGCAACUGCCUCGAGCUCGGAAAACAGGUCCACGCUCACCUCCUCAAGAACGGGUUUCACGGCCGCGAGUUUGUACAGACCAAGCUACUCAAAUUCUAUGGGAAAUUGGGCUGUGUUGAAGAUUUACUCAAGGUGUUCGACAAAAUGCCCGAUAGAAACUUAUACUCUUACACAGCCAUAAUGAACAUUCUUUUGGACAACGGGCUUUACGAGAAAGCCCUCACGUGUUUCGAGAGAUUGCAAUUCGAGGAUAUCGUGUUGGAGUUUUUCGUUUUUCCAGUGGCUUUAAAGAUUUGCAGUUCACACGGUGGAGUCGAGUUAGGGAGACAGCUUCACGGAUUGACGACAAAAAUUGGAGUCUUGCAGCAUAAUUAUGUCGGGAACGCUUUAAUUGAUAUGUACGGGAAAUGUGGGAGCUUGAGCAAUGCCGAGAGUAUUUUUGUUAAAAUGCCGAUCAGGGAUUGUGUUUCUUGGAACUCGAUGGUUACGGCUUGUGCAGCUAAUGGGAGGGUUUUCGAAGCAUUGAGUUUUUUGGAGCAGAUGUUAGGGGAAAAUGAUUUGAGACCGAACGUAGUUACGUGGAGUGCUUUGAUUGGUGGGUUUGCGCAGAAUGGUCAUGAUGAGGAGGCCAUUGGGAUGGUGUAUGAAAUGAGAGACGCGAGUUUCGAGCCGAAUGCACGGAUAUUGGCGAGUGUUCUUCCCGCAUGUGCUAGAUUGAGGAAAUUGAGGUUAGGAAAGGAAAUGUAUGGAUAUAUUGCACGACACGGGUUUAUGUCGAGCCCUUAUAUCGUCAAUGGAUUGAUCGAUCUCUACCGGAGGAGUGGAGCUAUGGAGAGCGCUUACAAGGUUUUCUCUAGAUUUUCAGUGAGGGACGAGGUGUCUUUCAAUACCAUGAUUGCGGGGUAUUGUGAAAAUGGGGAGAUUUUGAAGGCAAAAGAGCUUUUUCGGUGGAUGGAAAAUGAGGGGAAGUUGAAGGACUUGAUUUCUUGGAACUCGAUGAUCUCGGGCUAUGUAGAUAAUCUCAUGUUCGACGAGGCUUUGAGAUUGUUUAUGGAUUUAAUAGGAAGUGGAGAAAUCGAACCCGAUUCGUUUACCUUGGGCAGCGUUCUUAAAGCUUGUGCGGAUAUAGGUUUUCACAAGUUCGGAAAAGCUAUACAUUCAUAUUGCAUAGCCAAAGGCUUUCAAUCAAAUCCUUUUGUGGGGGGAGCAUUGGUGGACAUGUAUUGCCAGUGCCGAGAUCUUGAAGCUGCAAAAAAGGCCUUUUGGCAAGUGAAGGAAAAGGAUAUAGUGAUUUGGAAUACCCUCGUUUCUGGUUAUGCUACCUGCAACCAAAUCGAAAGCAUUCAAUCUGUUCUUGAGUCGAUGAAAGGUGAUAGAUUUGAACCGAAUAUAUACACAUGGAACGGAAUAAUUGCAGGUUACAUGGAGAAUGGUCACCAUGAGUUGGCUCUAAAGCUGUUUUCGGAUCUGCAAACUUCAAGUUUGAAACCUGAUAUAUACACAGUUGGAAUAGUUAUACCUGCCUGCUCGAGGCUAGCUACUAUAGAGCGAGGCAAGCAAAUUCAUGCAUAUGCAGUGAGGUGUGGAUUCGAACAGGACGUGUACAUAAGAGCUGCGUUGAUAGAUAUGUAUGUGAAAUGUGGGUUCAUGAAGUAUGCCAAACUUAUCCAUGAUAGGACCAAAAACCAUAAUCUUGUCACCCAUAAUGCCAUGCUAAAUGCGUAUGCCAUGCACGGGCAUGGAGAUGAUGUAAUUGCUUUCUUUCGUAAAAUGCUGUUAAACGGGUUUACACCAGAUAAAGUGACUUUUCUUGCAGUUUUGUCUUCAUGUGUUCAUGCGGGCUCAGUCGAGACUGGACUAGAGUUUUUCGAUUUGAUGGGAUCUUAUGGGAUAAAACCGACAUUGAAACACUAUACAUGUAUGGUUGACUUACUGAGUCGAGCAGGAAAACUCAAGCAUGCACACGAGAUGGUCGAGAAAAUGCCUAUGAGACCUGAUGCAGUGGUUUGGGGUGCACUGCUUGGUGGCUGUAUUAUCUAUGGGGAUGUUGAUAUGGGAGAAAUAGCUGCAAAUAAGCUCAUUGAAAUAGAACCGGAUAACUCUGGGAACUAUGUGAUGCUGACAAAUUUAUAUGCAUCUACGGGUAGAUGGCAUGAAUUAAGAAAAAUAAGGCAACGAAUGAAAGACGAACAACUGCUUAAAAGUCCAGGCUGCAGUUGGAUUGAGGAUAAAGAUGAAACACAUGUGUUUAUGGCAUGGGACAAAUCUCACAAGAGGGCAAAAGAGAUUUACGACAUAUUGGAUAACUUAACAGCACAAAUGAGAUCGGAACAGGUUCAACUGUUGUAA
Striga asiatica is the source of this 2580-nucleotide messenger RNA. The record is from the annotation of a GenBank genome assembly. Lineage: Eukaryota; Viridiplantae; Streptophyta; Magnoliopsida; Lamiales; Orobanchaceae.